AUGGCUGUAAGGACUCAGAUCACCAAUCAUUCCAUUGUGAAAGAGUUUCUUCUGAUGACAUUUUCAGAUGACCGUGACAUGCAAAUUUUGCACUUUGUGAUUUUCCUUUCCACUUAUUUCUUAGCUGUAACAGGGAACUGUCUCAUUGUCAUAGCCGUGGCCUUGAACCAUCACCUCCACACACCCAUGUAUUUCUUUUUGGUGAACUUGUCAGUGAUCGAUACCUGUGUGAUUUCGACCACUGUCCCCAAAUCCAUGGCCAUUUCCUUGACAAACAACAACCAUAUUUCUUUCUCUGGAUGUGUCACACAGAUCUUCUUUGUUGUCAUGUGUGUCACUGCUGAGCUUGCCAUCCUCACUGUUAUGGCUUAUGACCGCUACGUAGCCAUCUGCCGUCCUCUGCAGUACAGAUUAAUCAUGAAUUGGGAUGCCUGUGCUCAGAUGGCAGCUGCUACCUGGAUAAGCAGUGUGAUGCAUGCAGUGUUAGAAACUGGUGUCACAUUUAGUUUAAGCUUCUGUCGAUCCAAUCUUAUUGAGCAAUUUUUCUGUGACAUCCCUCAGCUACAAAAGAUCUCUUGCACUGAUACAAAAGUUAAUGAACGACUGAUUCUCAUUCUUGGGCUUAUUGUGGACUCUUUUAUGUUUUUAUUCAUCUUUAUUUCCUAUGGCUACAUCUUCUCUACGGUACUGAAGAUUCCAUCCAUUCAAGGCAGAUACAAAGCCUUCUCCACCUGCACUCCCCACUUGGUUGUCUUUUCUUUAUUUAUUAUCACCGGUGUCUUUUCCUACAUGAGGCCCAAAGCACUUUCCUCUCCAACUCUGGAUUUGAUCUCUGCUGUUGUGUAUGCUGUUUUACCACCAGUCCUAAAUCCAAUCAUUUAUAGCCUCAGGAACAAGGAUAUCAAAGAGGGGAUUAGUUGGCAAGAGCAGUGUGGGAUGGGGAGAAAAGCAAAAAGAACCUUGAUGAGCAUUCUAGGGAAUUCAAGGAUGAAGAAAGCUUUGCUGAAUCUAAUGGUUGACUCGUUUGAGGAAAUUGAUGAGGAAAAGAAUAAUAAAAAUGGGUGCACAAAAUGUGCAGAUGUCCCCAUGAAAGAACAGUGGCAACCAUUUUGUUCAUAUGGCUUUAUGAAGGCCCCUUGCAGUGAUAUCCUCAGCAGAGCUGCAGUGAUGGAUUUAGAAGACUGUAACUCUGUUGAGGAUUACACUACACAAUACUAA
This is a messenger RNA of Gekko japonicus, 1218 nucleotides long. Its product is annotated as olfactory receptor 14A16-like. Gene Ontology annotation, molecular function: G protein-coupled receptor activity; olfactory receptor activity; odorant binding. The coding region runs from base 1 to 1218 and encodes 405 amino acids. NCBI's taxonomy places the organism in Eukaryota, Metazoa, Chordata, Lepidosauria, Squamata, Gekkonidae. Gene Ontology annotation, cellular component: membrane. The record is from RefSeq and is a predicted model, not a curated record. The transcript is spliced from 3 exons. Gene Ontology annotation, biological process: G protein-coupled receptor signaling pathway.